AUGGAAGUGACCGGCCUCGCCGUUGGUGUUGUCGGACUCGCUGGUCUCUUCAGCGUCUGCUUGGACUCACUGUCUCGCUUUCAAACUUACCGCGAAUCAAAUUCCGAGACCCAUAUCUUAGAAACCCGAUUCCGAGCGGCUAGGGCCCGAUUUGAACAGUGGGGUGUCAGCGUUGGCAUCUCCAAUGGUCGCCUCCAGUCAGAUCACCAUCUUGGACUCGAUAACGAAGAGACGACACAUCUGAUUGAGAGCAUCUUGCAAAUCAUAGCCAAGACUAUCUGCGAUGAGUCGAUUCUCCAAAGAACUCGCACUGGACCUCGGUUCCAGAGCGGGCAGUUCGGAGGCCUGUCACAAUCAAGAGGCAAGCGAUUGAAAUGGACCCUUGGUGGUAAGGAGAGCCGCCUUGAGCAAGUCGACAUGUUCGAGAAGCUGGUGCAGCAGCUUUACAACUUGAUUCAACCAGAGGACAAAAACCAAAGUUAUGAAGGACUGGAGAGCACAGCGUGGGUAGAGGAUAUUCGCCAAAUGCUGAGCAAGAUUGAGGAGGGCAUGAAGUUCGAAAUGCAGCGCGAUGUAUUGUCAUGGCUCGGAAAGUCCGCUCCCAACGACAAAUACGAAGAUUCCUUGGCCAAGCGAGUCAACACAACAUGCGAAUGGAUAUUAGAAAGACCUACAUUCAAAUCGUGGCUCUCACCAGUGGACUCAACUGAGCCACACGUGCUGUGGAUAAACGGGCCUGCAGGUUUCGGAAAGACCGUCUUGUGUGCCCAUAUCGUUCACUAUUUAUCUGAGGCUCUCGAUACGCCGCGCCAAGUUGCCAUUAACAGUAACGACGCAUUUGAAUGUAUUCGUCGCGCCUGGGAAAAUGACUCUUCUGAGCAGGCCUCCCGAAAGACACUUAUCGAUCUAUUCAAGCAAAUUAUCGCAGCAGUACCAGGUUGCGUAUUCAUCGCAGACGGACUGGAUGAGUGCUCUCAGUUGAGUAACGGAGACGCAUCAGUUGCUAGGUUCCUACGAGACAUCAUGGGAGCCAUAGCAAGUAUCGAUGUCAGUCUUCUGCUCGUCAGUCGAGACGAGCCGGAAAUCAGAGAAGCCCUUGAAGAGCAUAAAGAAACUUUGUCAGAAUACAGGAUCGGCACGAAUGAUGUUCAGGCCGAUACGGCGGCCUUUUCCCAGUCUGUGGUAGAUAGGAAACUAUGGGGCAAAAGCGAGGAUCUACGGUUAGCAAUCUCAAAGUCUAUGACCAAUAAGUGCCAAGGACAGUUCUUGUGGAUCAGAAUGCAAGAGCAGUCUUUGCGGAACACAAUGAGCUGGAAACGACUUCACGAAGUGGUGGAUAAUACACCUUCCGGCAUUGAUAGCCUUUAUGACCAAAGCUGGAGUCGGAUCAUGAGAAUGCUGGAUCAUGACCGAGAUCGGACCUUCGCUCUUCUACGUUGGACUGCAUUCAGAAUCGAACCUCUUCCUAUCUAUGCAGUCGUCGAAGCUGUACUAAUCGAUCAGUUUGGAGAGCUGGACCCUAAUGACUACCCCGAGAAUAUUGACGACGAGUACGUCGCGGGCGAAAUACUAGGACUCUGUGGUCCCUUUGCGGAAAUCCAUGACGACGAGGGGGGACCAUUACCAGCAUAUGCGACACUUCACGUACCGCAUUUCUCCGUGCGCCAAUACCUUAUCAAGCAUCUACCGGCACCCAUGUGGAUGCAGCCAAAAGACUUAAUAAGUAAGGAAGGUGAAAUAAUUCACCAUACAGCCAUAGCACGGGCUUGCAUUCUAUAUCUGAGCUUGCCGCAAGUCUGGGACGACAAUGAUGAUCCUGAUCUUUGUUUGAAAGCCUUCCUUCCCUAUGCCGCGUACUUUUGGGCGCGGCACGCCAGGUUAGGCUUCAUGGAUCCAUCGCUUCGAGAUCUUUCGAAAGCUUUCUUGAAAAUUAACAAUAUAUGUUUCAAGUCGUUCACGAACUACCUUGCGUAUGAGGGGGGCUCAAGGUCGGCUCCGGACCCAGCCUUUCACCCACAGCUUCGCCCUUUUGACCACGUAUGCUAUGAAGGAUGGAUUAACAUGGCAGAUUGUCUCAUUGGCGACGUAGACGUAAACGACAUUGGUUUUCUCGGGCGUUCAGCCAUCUUUUUGGCACGCUCGUCCGGCUCCGCAGAAUUAGUGAAAUUGCUUAUUCGACACGGUGCUAACUUGAGCAUAACAGACGUCAGUGGAUUUACAUGCCUUCACGUUGCAGCCUAUCAUGGUUUCGAAGACAUUGUCCGGAUCUUGGUGCAGUCCAAAAUCAACGUGUCACCACAGAUCAAGAAUUGCUUUACGCCACUACAUCUUGCGGCCAGAGGGGGCAGCAUCAAAUGCUACCAGUAUCUGCUGGAGCAAGGGGCUGAUGCCAGUAUUAGAGAUCCGGAGGGCGGUAAUAUUCUACACCACGCAUGUGCUACUGCUGGCCAUGCUGAUUUAUUGAAAUUCAUCCUUCACAAUGGGCCUGACGCCCUAGCAACGGACCAUCUGUGCAACAUAGGUUCACCGCUACUUAUUACAGCUGAAACUGGUGACAUCGAAAUGGUCAAGGUUCUAUUUGAGUUUGGGGCUGUGUCUUCCUUAUUCAUUCCAUCCUGCGAUGGGGAGUUGCCGCUUCAAGUUGCAGCAGCUUCAGGCCAUAUCGAACUAGUGGAGCUCUUCCUAGAGCACGGUGCAGAAAGCACACUGUCAAUGCCGAAUGCAGAUGGCAGUACGGCACUUCAUCUUGCGUGCUCUAAGACAGGGCGUGACAAAAUCAUCAAUCUUCUUCUUCGCCCAGGCAUCGAGGAAUCAAUACUGAUAGAGAACGAAAAGGGAGACACACCACUACACGUGGCAUCGGCAUUGGGCUACGCCAGUUAUGUCAAGUUGAUACUCAAAUACUCUGACCCAGAACACCAGCGCCUUCUGGAAAUGCAGAACAAAAAGCUCGAGACGCCUUUGUACCUUGCAUCUUCUUUGGGUAAUGUCGCUGUCGUCCGCGAACUACUCAACUUUGGAGCUCAGAUAAUCCUUUCAGUUUCCAAUGAAAUGCGUAAAACGCCUUUGCUUAUUGCAGCAGAGAGAGGUUAUGUGGAUGUCGUGAAGGCACUCCUUGCACACGGCGCAGAAAGUACUAUACAAAUCUUCGGCCUUGACAAUAGUAGUCCAUUAUGGGCGGCGUCAGACGGAGGUUUCAGCGACAUUGUAAAGGAACUGCUCUCCUGCGGAGCAGGAAGAACCAUUACAGCUUCGAAUUCAGAAGGCGAGACACCUUUACAUGUCGCCGCGAGUCAGGACUAUGUCGAAGUGAUGAAGCUUCUUCUGGAAGUGCCCGGUGUCCCCGUGAGUCAGACGACUCUAUAUGGAUUCUCGCCUCUGUUUAUUGCCUCAAGAAAUGGAUAUCUUAGCCUGGUAGAGUUACUGCUUUCCGCAGAUUCAGUCGAUAAGGACAGCGAAAACUGGCUGGGUCUGAGCCCCUUAUUCUCAGCGGUGGCGAACGGGCAUUUAGAGGUCACAACACUCCUCCUCUCCAAAGGAUGCCACUUACAACAUCGGGUCAGCAUUGGUGGAGAUUUGCUCUGGUGGGUCCAGCGCUCAAAUGAACCCAACCUGAUACAGCUACUGGAAACACAAGAAACCCUCCGAGGUACCCCUAACGGCUCAUGCAGUCCUCCGUCUGGUCCGUUUACCAUCGUGUAG
This is a messenger RNA of Fusarium mangiferae, 3702 nucleotides long. RefSeq lists its product as uncharacterized. The transcript has 3 exons. The record is from RefSeq and is a predicted model, not a curated record. Gene Ontology annotation, molecular function: protein binding. The coding region runs from base 1 to 3702 and encodes 1233 amino acids. NCBI's taxonomy places the organism in Eukaryota, Fungi, Ascomycota, Sordariomycetes, Hypocreales, Nectriaceae.